AAACAGCAUGAGCGGGAGCGGUUACAGAGAGUGACGUCACGUGGUCACAGAGCGCGCCGGAGCAGUUGGUUCAGGAGACUGAUUUCGGUUGGGAAUCACGAGUUUACCGACAAACACCGGACAGAAAAUGACGGAGACAGAGUGAGCCGUUUCAGAUGCUGUAAUCUCACUAAUUCUGCCAGAUCUGCACUGGCCUGAUGUUUGAGCAUCCUGCAGCCAUGGAGAUCACAGCAGAGGGAAUGCUGGGAAAUCAUGACACUGUUAAAUGCACAAACCCAGCGGAUUCCGGAGCUUUAGUAUCCACAGAGGGCCGUCCCAGCAGGGUUAUAGAGGCGACCCUGGAGAACGAGUCAGUCUGGAGCCGCUUCCACAGCCUAGGCACGGAGAUGCUGCUGACGCCGCAGGGCAGACGCAUGUUCCCCUGCUGCCGCUUCCGCCUGCGCGGGCUGGACCCCGACCUGCAGUACUUCCUUCUCAUGGACAUCGCUCCGCUGGAUGAUCUCCGACACCGGUUUAACGGAGAGGCGUGGGAGCCGGACGGCCCGGGUGAAGCUCAUCUGCAGAGCCCCGUGUGUUUCCACCCUGACUCUCCGGCUGUGGGCCAGCACUGGAUGGACAGCCCGGUGUCCUUCUACACGGUGAAGCUGACGCACGACUCCUGCGAGCGGGAAGGCGUGCUCCUGCAGCCAAUGCACCGCUACCAGCCGCGGUUGUACGUGGCUCCGGUGAGCGCCUGUCUAGAGCGGGCCGUCCCGCUGAAGAGUCCUAAUGUGCACAUGUUCACCUUCCCUAAGACUGAGUUCUACGCGGUGACCAGCUACCAGAACCCGCAGAUCACCCGGCUGAAAAUCGACUGCAAUCCCUUCAUGCUGGCGUUCAGAGAGGAUGAGACCAGCGCUCGCCUCAUUCAGAACAAACUCAAACUGGCUCUGACGCCAGCGCGCACACACACAGCCAAAUACACCGCUGACAACCACACCACCUCUGACGGAGAGCAGCACCUCAGCUCCACACACACCUCUCCUGAUGAGUGUGUGUCCGGUGCAGCAGUCAGAGACUCUCAGAUGGCCAGAUCCUGCCAGCGGAGCCCCAGGAAAGCAGGGCGGCGUCCUCUCAGUAGGGGGCAGCGUGUGGUUCUGCGCAGGCCCCGGCCUAUGAAGAGAGGGAAGAAGGCCAGAGCCAAGUGGUGGACACGUGUGAAGAAUGUACAAGCACUGCUGGACCACAGAAAAAGAAUGCAAAGCAUCAGCACACACACUGACGUCUGCAUGCAGCCCGACCUGGAGGAUGUGGAGGGGGUGCUGUUUGUGUCCUUCACUGCAAAGGAGGCUCUGGAUGUCCAUGUGGGGAACAUGAGGAGUUCUGUUGGAUCUUCAUCACCUCCACCACCAUCACCAUCAAUAUCUCCAUCCUCACACACACAGCAGCUCUCAGCGUGUGUUACAGAUCCUCCAGUUACUGAAGCUGACAGAAUCUCUGAGCUGGAGCUCGCUUUACUGCAGGAUCUGAAGGAGAAGAAGAACAGACAGAUCCUCCAUCCAGCGCUGCAGAAAGUUGGAGUGAAGCUGAAUCUGCUGGACCACACUGCGCCUGUAGACCUGCAUUAUCUGGCGGAGAGUGGUUUCGUGUCCCGCACCGGGAAGACCAACGACCUGACCCGAAUCAAAGGCUGGAUGGAGAAGUUCAGCUUGAGGAGCACGUCCGGCACAGCCAACAGCUCAGCGUUUUGCUCAGAGAUGCUGGAUGAGUAUCUGGAGAGUGAAGGGCAGCGGAUCAGCGAGCGUGCGGAGGUGUUUUCCAGCAGCGAUCCGUCUCCGGUGGUCUAUCAGCUGCCUGUUAGGAGCAGCAGUUAUGUGCGUACACUAGAUAGUGUGCUUCAGAUGCGCACUUCACCAUCAGCAGCAGCAACAGCACCGCAGCAGCCCAGCAGACGGGUCGCUAAACGGAUGCGGAUCUCCCCUGUGAGAGUGGUGUCCCGUCCCGUAGCACUGCCACAGCCCGCAGUAUACAGCGCAGGGGUCGGUAGAGUGCGCUCCAGGCGCGGCAGGAAGAGACGCCGACCCCACAUCAGCUUUAACAGAGACGCAGUGGACGGAGCGCAGCCCUCCUGCACUGAAAAACACACACAGCUCCGGACGCUGGAGGAACAGGCCCUCACACACGGACAAAUACACACCUUCAUCAGCACAGAGAGAGCCAGAGUCAGCCUCAGCGCACUGCUGACCGCUCAGAGUGUAUUGGUGGAGACUCCGCAGUGGAGCACACACAUUGCUGAUGACGGUGCAUGUGCGAAGCUCUUCUGUCGGCUGGGCUGUGUGUGUGACAGUCUGAGCAGAGAGUCUGCAGGAUCCACACACUGCAGGCGUGUUGAGUGCAUGUUCAGCUGCACCUGCUUUAAACACAAGAUCCUGCUGAUCCGCUCCGCAGACCACAGCCAGAGCGUCAGGAGCCUCCAGACCCUGCACCCAGACCCAGAGGGCAGGCCUGCACCCGCAGCCAGAGUCACCCGCCUGUGGGAGAGGAGUGCGGAGGAGAGCGAUCCCGAGCCGAUGUCCACCCCUAAACCAGCUGGAGCUCUGAGACCAGCACCACGCACACACACACAUACUCAUACAUAUACACUAACACCACGAGGCAGACCACCGGCUAACCGGCCCCCCAAUGCACAGGUUCCAAUGGAGAAGGAUCCGGUUUACCUGUAUCUGGAGAGCAUGAUGACCUGUGCGCGAGUGCGCGAGUACAACAGUAACCCUCCGCCACAAGUGCACAUACUGCCUGCGAAGAAGAGUUCAGAUGAAGCGCUCAGUGACACGUCUCUGCUGAACCCCAGUAAAAGACCACACGCAGCUCAGAGCCCAGAUAAACCGGAACCCACGAAGGUGCUAGAGAUCAUCUCGGGCUGUAACUGGGAGUCUCAGCGCUCGCGGGUGCUGAAGGAGCUGUUCCAGCGCGUACAAACAAACACACUGCCUUCUGUGCUCUCGCUGGACGAUUACACUGUAAAGCUGCUGUCUGAGCACCUAAAGAAGGACGGCCCGCGCUCCAUGAUCACAUACAAGGUGUGUGUGUCUCUGAGUGACAAGGAGAAGAGCGCGCAGAAGGAGUGUGUGCAAAAGGAGUGUGUGGAGAAGGAGCGUGUGCAGAAGGAGCGUGGGAAGGAGCCUGCGCUGAAGCCUGUGCCUCUGCUGUGUGGAGUGAUGACUGCAGGACAUCUGAAGGCGCAGCGGAGGGCGCCAGACCUGCACUGCCCAAUACAGGUCAAUGGCAGGACAUACGCUCAAGCUAAACUGACCCUGGGCCGGAUGGGAUCUCUGCAUCCCGCUAACCGUCUGGCUGCGUACGUCACUGGAAGGAUAAAAUCAUUUGUACCCAGCAGAACCAGAACCACUGCAGCGUCCAGACGCUCCAAAUACACAGCAACUCGAGCAAACCAUAGUACAGACGUUUUUAAAAAGCCAGCGACCCAACGUCUGAGUAUACCCAGGCCUCCUGGUGGCAUCCGCUUUCCUAAGGUGAGGCGUAUCCUAAAUGCGUUGGCCCCACCCCUCUCCGCUGCUGAUAGGGUGGUGCCGGCGUCUGCUCUCCCGCCGGGGCAGCAGGUAGUUCUGCAGCCGGUGGCAGGCAUGAGCGGAGUCAACAUGUGCCAGUUUAAUGGUCAGAUGAUCCAGCUGGUGCCCGUCUCUGCAGCCGCGCCCAUGCAGAUCCAGACCAGCACUACACACAGCUCAGGAGGUGCUUCACAGGAGCCACAGUCUAGCCUACAGCUUCCUGCAAACACCGCUCUGCCGUUCAUCAUUCCCAGAAUACAUUCUGUUCCCGGACGAAACGGCUUCACCUUCGCCAGCGCUGCGGCUCCCGGAGUCCAGAAUAACUUACUUAACAAAACCGGUACGUUCUCCUUCCGCAUCUGCCCGCCCUCAGCCGAGAGCCAGAGUCCCGCACCGACAGGAGCACCUCAGGGCUCGGUCACCGCCUCCACACUCAUUCUCCCUGGAGGAUACAAACUCAUAAAGCUGAUCAACCCAGCAGAGAAACCAGAUCAGAACAACCCAGCAGAGGAACCAGAUCAGACCAUCCCAGCAGAGGAACCAGAUCAGAACAAGCCAACAGAGAAACCAGCUCAGAACAACCCAGCAGAGAAACCAGAUCAGAACAACCCAACAGAUAAACCAGAUCAGAACAAACCAACAGAGAAACCAGCUCAGAACAACCCAGCAGAGAAACCAGAUCAGAACAACCCAACAGAGUACCCAGAUCAGAACAACCCAACAGAGGAACCAGCUCAGAACAACCCAGCAGAGAAACCAGAUCAGAACAACCCAACAGAGAAACCAGAUCAGGGCAACCCAACAGAGGAACCAGAUCAGGACAACCCAACAGAGGAACCAGAUCAGACCAUCCCAGCAGAGGAACCAGAUCAGACCAUCCCAGCAGAGGAACCAGAUCAGACCAACCCAACAGAGAAACCAGAUCAGGACAACCCAACAGAGGAACCAGAUCAGGACAACCCAACAGAGGAACCAGAUCAGACCAUCCCAGCAGAGGAACCAGAUCAGAACAACCCAGGAAAGAAACCAGAUCAGGACAACCCAACAGAGAAACCAGAUCAGAACAACCCAGCAGAGAAACCAGAUCAGAACAACCCAGCAAUGGAACCAGAUCAGGACAACCCAACAGAGAAACUAGAACAGAACAACCCAGCAGAGAAACCAGAUCAGGACAACCCAGCAAUGGAACCAGAUAAAAACAACCCAGCAGAGAAACCAGAUCAGAACAACCCAGCAGAGAAACCAGAUCAGAACAACCCAGCAGAGAAACCAGAUCAGAACAACCCAACAGAGAAACUAGAACAGAACAAGCCAACAGAGAAACCAGAUCAGGACAACCCAACAGAGGAACCAGAUCAGAACAACCCAGCAGAGAAACCAGAUCAGAACAACCCAGCAGAGCGUGUGGAGAACUCCCAGUCCAGUGUGUGUGUUAAAGUAGAGCCGGCUGAAGCGGAGGAAGACAUCACAACACAGUCUGCUCAUAAACCCCCUGCGCUCAUCAAGACGGAGCCGGAGCACAUUCAGAUCCCGCAGCUGACGAAUGACGGAGGAACGGCCAAAUUCACCAUCAAAAUAGAGGAUGCAGAAGCAGACGAGAGCGUUCCUCAGCAGCAGAGCCGGAGAAAAGAGGAGCCGUUCCAAUUCGGAGGAUUCUCCUUUGAGGGACUGACCAACUCCGCCUUCUCCAGACUCAGCUUUGCCGUGCCUUCACCUCCGGCUGAGCCUGGGGAGCCGGAUGGAUCCGUGCAGAAGAGUCUGGACUGGCUGUGGAGAGGACGAGCUGAUGUAGACACACACGCUGAGCUUUCUGAGAAACCACAGCAGAACGGGACACUGAUGUACAGCAGCGAUGGAUGCACCACUGAGGACAGCAUGGAGCAGCUCAGUGAAGGUGAAGUGGACAUCGAGACGUUUGAGGAGAACGACCAGAUCAUCAGCCGACUGAGAGAAAAGGCCAGACGGAAAAUACAGAGCAGAGUUCCUCCUCCUCCUCCUCGAUCACGUCAGCUGAAAGUGAAGCCAGUGAAGUCGUGCACUGCUCAUCCGGUGCGUCUGAUGUCAGACCUGCUGCUGUACCGGCGGACGCGGCGCCUCAAUCAGCCAAUCAGAGAGAAGAGACGACAGCUGGAGCUGCUGCAGAGCGAGCGCACACUGAGGAGGACGAUGUGUGUGCGGGAGCAGAGCAUCAGCACAGAGGAGCUGCUGCACCAGGCCUGUGAGCUGAUCACAUCUCUGGAGGAUCACAGCAGGUUCCUGAUUGAAGAGAAGAGAGCGCUGAUGCGUCAGCAUUCACACUACCAGACGCUCAUCUGCAUCUCACAGGCCUCAGUGGCAGCAGAACAGAAGACAGGAGAGCAUCCAGAGGACACACCGCAGACACACACUCCAUCAGCAGUGAACAGAACCUCUCGUCUGCCCAGUGUCAUCCUGCGCUCCUUCCACACACACACACACACACACACACACACACAGCAGUGCCGGGAGCAACACUACAGCAGGAGUUUACGGUGUUUAUAAAGCUGCUGUGUGUAAUACUCCUCAGGACGCUUCCUCCAUGACUCCCACAUUGGGCCAAGUGGAUCCUGCUGUAUAAUGCCUGAACAUGACCAUUGCACCGUGAAUGAUGAUGAUGAUGAAGACGACAUGUCUGACUGAGACUUUUGUGUGUGUAUAAUCACUGCAUUCCUCUGGAAGCGUCUCACACACACACACACACACACACACACACACACACACACACACACCAUCUUAAAGCAUUACUCAGUUUGGAGACUUUUGCUCAAUUAUGUGCUUCACUAAGGUGGAUUUACGGUCCACAUGCUCAAAUAAAGUUACACACCCUUUGAGGA
Molecule: messenger RNA, 6400 nt
Organism: Danio rerio (zebrafish)
Lineage: Eukaryota; Metazoa; Chordata; Actinopteri; Cypriniformes; Danionidae
Source: RefSeq, a predicted model, not a curated record